AUGUCAACACUAGAAGACCUCGAUGACAUCGAGCGCGAUGAGAAGGAGCAAAAGAAGGAAGACAACAAUGAGAAGAAAUCAUCAGGCACGGGCGACGCCAAAGAUGCCGAAAUGAAAGAUGCCGACGCCGAUAAGAAAGAUGAAGAAGAGGAAUACAUUGAUACCGAAAUCCUUCAAUCCAGCACCAGAGACAUCAUCAAUCGGCGGCGGUUACUUGAGAAUGAAAUGAAGAUCCUCAAGAGUGAGUUUCAAAGAUUGAAACAUGAGGAGACAACAAUGAAGGACAAGAUCAAGGACAAUCUGGACAAGAUCGAGAAUAACCGCCAACUACCCUAUCUAGUUGGAAACGUUGUCGAACUUCUAGACCUUGACGUCGAGGCUGAGGCUGCGGAGGAAGGCGCCAACAUCGAUCUCGACGCCACACGAGUCGGCAAAUCUGCGGUCAUCAAGACGAGUACGAGACAGACUAUCUUCCUGCCUCUGAUCGGUCUUGUGGAUCAUAAUAAGCUCAAACCGGCGGAUUUGAUUGGUGUCAACAAAGACUCAUACCUGGUUUUGGACACACUGCCCGCAGAAUACGACUCCCGGGUGAAAGCCAUGGAGGUCGAUGAGAAACCCACCGAAAAAUAUACCGAUGUUGGUGGUCUCGACAAGCAGAUUGAGGAACUUGUUGAGGCAGUCGUCUGGCCGAUGAAGGAAGCAGAGCGCUUCGCGAAGAUUGGCAUCAAAGCACCCAAGGGUGCAUUGAUGUAUGGGCCUCCGGGUACCGGCAAGACUCUCCUUGCUCGUGCCUGCGCUGCUCAAACAAAUGCCACUUUCCUCAAACUCGCCGGCCCUCAGCUGGUUCAGAUGUUUAUUGGUGAUGGUGCUAAACUUGUCCGCGAUUGUUUUGCCCUGGCCAAGGAGAAGGCUCCAUCAAUCAUCUUCAUUGACGAACUCGAUGCCGUGGGUACCAAGCGUUUCGAUUCCGAAAAGAGUGGCGACCGAGAAGUGCAGAGAACCAUGUUGGAAUUACUCAAUCAGCUUGACGGAUUUGCUUCGGACGAGAGAAUCAAGGUUCUAGCAGCUACGAACAGAGUUGAUGUCCUUGAUCCCGCCCUGCUACGUUCAGGCCGAUUGGAUCGAAAAAUUGAAUUCCCUUUGCCCAACGAAGAGUCGCGAGCUCAGAUUCUUCGUAUCCAUUCCAGGAAGAUGACCAUUGAUGAAGGUAACAUCAACUGGAAUGAACUUGCACGAAGCACUGACGAGUUUGGUGGUGCAAUGCUCAAGGCCGUUUGUGUCGAAGCUGGCAUGAUUGCCCUGCGCAAAGGACACUCCAAGGUGACUCACGAGCACUUUGUCGACGCCAUCGCCGAAGUUCAGGCCAAGAAGAAAGACACUGUCAACUUCUACGCUUAA
Molecule: messenger RNA, 1398 nt
Organism: Exophiala bonariae
Lineage: Eukaryota; Fungi; Ascomycota; Eurotiomycetes; Chaetothyriales; Herpotrichiellaceae
Gene: RPT5
Product: 26S proteasome regulatory subunit 6A
Exons: 6
Coding region: 1-1398 (465 amino acids)
Biological process (GO): proteasome-mediated ubiquitin-dependent protein catabolic process
Cellular component (GO): proteasome regulatory particle, base subcomplex
Molecular function (GO): ATP hydrolysis activity; proteasome-activating activity; ATP binding
Source: RefSeq, a predicted model, not a curated record